UUUCUCCUGAGUCAGGCAGAGGAGAGGAAGCAGGCGGAGCAGCAGGGAAAGGAACUGUUUGCAGACAAGGGCUUGGAUUCCUCAGAGAGGACUCUGUGGGAAACCAGAGAGAGGCUGUUGGGUGACCAAAUGAUGCCAUCAAGACAUGCUCCUCCAUCUUUUCAUGGUGCUGGAGGGGAAGCAGCGGCUGUGGAACCAGAUCAAGGUCCAGUGUGCUUUGAAGAUGUUGCUGUUCAUUUCACAGAUGAGGAAUGGGUGUUGCUGGAUCCUGACCAGAGAGCUCUGCAUAAGGAAGUCAUGGAGGAGAAUCGUGAGGUCAUGGACUCUCUCAGUAAGACUCCCUCUUGCUUCAUAAUUUCUGUUUUGAUAUUGAGUAUUGUGACAAACCUCCAGUAAUUGGAUGGAGCUCAACAGCACCAUCUACAGCAUCAAGGAUUCUAACUCCCCAAUGGAGGACUAUCAACUGUUUUGUCUGUGCAUAUUCUCCCUCCAGUUAGGCUUCAGAGCUGUUAGGAAAGUUGAAACAGCUUCUGUCAGGGUUUUUGGUUGACUCAAGAGAAAACUAACAUUGGAGAUGGAGAAGAAUCCAUGAUUGGGCAAAGCAAAAUCCAUCCCAGAAAAGAGUCAGGCUUUAUUG
This is a messenger RNA of Podarcis muralis (Common wall lizard), 637 nucleotides long. The record is from RefSeq and is a predicted model, not a curated record. Lineage: Eukaryota; Metazoa; Chordata; Lepidosauria; Squamata; Lacertidae.